Messenger RNA from Polyodon spathula (Mississippi paddlefish), 1894 nucleotides. Its product is annotated as chemokine-like receptor 1. Bases 96 to 1265 code for a protein of 389 amino acids. NCBI's taxonomy places the organism in Eukaryota, Metazoa, Chordata, Actinopteri, Acipenseriformes, Polyodontidae. Gene Ontology annotation, cellular component: plasma membrane. Gene Ontology annotation, molecular function: complement receptor activity; G protein-coupled receptor activity. Gene Ontology annotation, biological process: positive regulation of cytosolic calcium ion concentration; inflammatory response; phospholipase C-activating G protein-coupled receptor signaling pathway. The record is from RefSeq and is a predicted model, not a curated record. The transcript is spliced from 2 exons.
UUUACAGCUGUUUAAUUAUGCAGGUAUAAAAAGCAGGCAUAGUGUUCAAUUUAAUAAAACUGUUAUCUGAACACCGUGUGCCACAAUACAGCACAAUGCUUCUAUUGCGCUGCCAAAGUAUUAUCACUAUCACCUGCAAGAGCUGCUGCCAAACAAGAAGCGAGAUUCCGAAGAUGUCUGACAAUGGCACUGCCAGCGAGCCUGCGAACAAGAGCGCCCUGCAUGGGCUGCACGUGCUCUCCACGGUCCUGUACUCCCUCACCUUCCUCCUGGGCACCACGGGCAACGGCCUGGUCGUCUGGAUCACCGGCUUCAAGAUGAAGAAGACGGUCAACACCGUGUGGUUCCUCAACCUGGCCGUCGCCGACUUCACCUUCACCGCUUUCCUGCCCCUCACCAUCGCCACCAACGCACUGGGAUUCAGGUGGGUCUUCGGGGGCUUCGUGUGCAAGCUGAACUCGUGGGUCCUGGUCACGACGAUGUACGGCAGUGUGUUCCUCCUCGCCGCCAUCAGCCUGGACCGCUGCAUCUCCGUGGUGGCCGCGGUUUGGGCACACAACUUCCGCACAGUCCAGAAGGCCUACCUCGCCUGCUUCCUUCUCUGGGCGGCCGCCCUCCUCAUGAGCUCCCCCUAUUUGGCUUUCCGCGACGCGGUCGAGAAUCACAACGUGACGUACUGCGUCCUCCGGCGCCACAACUAUUCAUCCAAAGCCCUGUUGAGGGUGCACAAGACCCUGACCCUGAUGCGGUUCUUCUUUGCCUUUCUCUUCCCUUUCCUGGUCAUCAUCUCCUGCUACAUCCUCAUCGCGCAACGGCACUGCGCCAAGCAGCGGCAGCGCUCUUACAAACCGCUCCGAAUCGUGGUUGCCGUCAUUGUGACCUUUUUCGUUUGCUGGCUUCCAUUUCACGUCCUCCAGCUCGUGGAACUGAGAGCCCAUGAAACACAAGACUCUUUUCUGUGGAUGCUGGUGCAUUUCGGGAUGCCCAUCGCCACUGGCAUGGCUUUCUUCAACAGCUGCAUGAACCCAAUUCUCUACGUGUGCAUGUGUCAGGACUUCCGGGAGAAGUUCAAGAAGUCCAUCCUGCUGGCGAUUGAAAGCGCCUUCGUGGAGGAGGGGACUGUGUACUCCCUGAGCGCAUCCCGGCGCUCCACAGGACAGCACUGCAGGGUGAGCCUGAAGCCGGAGACUGUGAACCGCACCGAACACUGGACCAUACCGAGUACAUACAGACUUGCAAAUCCCCUUUCAGUCACUGCUUUAUGAUUGUACCAUGUUACGGUUCCUAUCUGUAUCUAUUUUAUAGUGCGUGUGUGUUUUAUUUUAUUUUUUUGUCUGUUUUGGCUGGGCAGCCUCCCGAACUCCAGAGUUAAAUAAAAAUUUGUGACCAAGGGGGAUAUAGUUGGAAACAUUACAGGAGUCCGUAGGUGAGCUUGGUUCACAACAAACAACUGCCAUCUCAUUGCAGUUUGGGGUGAUCAAACUUGACGCUCACACACCUAACACAUCGCGUAUAUUAACUGAUUACACCACUCUGCAUCAGACCUGGAACUCAUGAACCACUACUAAAAACGUGCUUUUUUUAUAUAUAUUUUUUUAUUUUUACUUGGUUGGCUUCUCAAACAUGACUUAUAAGAUGUUAAUAUGACCGAUUCCCCUCUAGAAAUUUGCUGCCCUUAAUAAGAAAUGUAAAAGUGCAGCACAGCCAAAAAUAUGCAUAUCCUGUGUACGAAACCCACAGUAACCACGGUGACAUAAUGGGUUCCAGUGCUUUUUUUGUCCUUUUUUUUUGCACUGGUGCACAGACAGGCCUGUUUUUAUUCUUUGCCUUUAUCACUUUUUUUAAAAAUAUUCUCUUGCAGAGGAGAUGAUAAUAAUAAAGCAGUCUUUGUGAA